Molecule: messenger RNA, 1359 nt
Organism: Fusarium poae
Lineage: Eukaryota; Fungi; Ascomycota; Sordariomycetes; Hypocreales; Nectriaceae
Exons: 5
Coding region: 1-1359 (452 amino acids)
Biological process (GO): positive regulation of transcription by RNA polymerase II
Cellular component (GO): nucleus
Molecular function (GO): transcription cis-regulatory region binding; zinc ion binding; DNA-binding transcription factor activity, RNA polymerase II-specific
Source: RefSeq, a predicted model, not a curated record
AUGGCCCCCAACACAGCCCCAAACCCGGAUAAAACCAAGAAGAGACCCAAGGUCAGAGGCUGCUAUCAAUGCUCUCGUCGUCGCAUCGACUGUGAUCGCCAAGAACCAGAGUGCGUGAAAUGUAUCACCAAAGGUGUCAAAUGCAGUGGCCUCGGCCUACGAUAUCGCUUCAAUGAUGGUAUUGCUGCACGAGGAAAGUUUGUCGGCAAGACUUUUCCAGUCGUUGAUAUACCAGUCACCACCAAGUCACCAGAUCAGAAACAAGCCAUAACUACAAUCACCAAACAUCAAAGAGAUGAUCCGUUCAGAGAGAGCGGCUACGAAAAGGUCAACCAUGGUUCACUUCAGACAAAUGAGAUAGUGGAGGAUAUCACUCAGACCAAAGAUCUGGUCGUGUCAAAUCAUAACCCACCAUCUAUUGACUGGGGAUUGGAUCACAUUGAUUCAAAGUCUAGGUUCUGUCUCGGAUAUUUCUCCAACAACAUAGCUCAUUUAAUCGCAGUCAUCAAUAUGGGCUUCAACGGCUACCGAGAUCUCAUCCUUCCAAAAGCAGAGACAGACCCUCUCGUGCGAAAGGCGGUUCUUCUCGUCGUUGAACAACAUCUCUCUUUACAAAACGGUACCUCGAUAUCACUCGAACCUGCUGCGUAUAGUAGUCUUGUUCGAGAGCUUAUCUCACGGUCUCAUCAAUGCGCUCCUCAAGAUGACGAUUCAGCUCUGACGGCGUUGCUUUUACUGCACAUUCGCGAGAUGAUCAGUGGCAGCGACAACUUUAGGUUCAUUUAUGGAUCUCUGAGAGUUGUAGUCAAUGCUCUUGCCGCAAGAUCGGAGGAUAGGAGAACUGAUCUCAGAACCUUUCUUCAAUUGCAGAUCCUCAGAGUCUGUCUCUUUGGCGAAUCGCUCUUUAAUGAGACGAAUGGUGUUCACUUCAUCCAAGCACAACAAAGAGCCUGUCUCGAAUUCAUAACAUGCUCAAAGAUCUACUCUCUCAACUCGCCAAUCGCCAACCUCACCACCCUCGCUUGCAACAUUUACGUCCAACGCGCUGUCCUCAACCCCCCAGCAGAAGAAACCGUCCACAUGAUCGAACAAUUUAAACAGUCCCUGGGUGAAGUGGACGCAUACGUCGAUAUCGUGGGACGACAUCUCCUGGCCUGGCCGUACUUUAUCGUCGCUGCCGAGAGUUCAACAGCGGACCAUCGAGAGUUCUUUUUGGACAAGUUGGUCUCACUGCAUAAUACCACUGGGUGUUGGAAUUUGUUGAGAGCGAUCGAUCAGGUUAAGGAAAUUUGGGCGUCGCAGUCUUCGAUUCGAUGGACGAGUCUGUUGGGUGGACCGACACAGGCCUUCAUAAUGUGA